Ailuropoda melanoleuca (giant panda) is the source of this 4217-nucleotide messenger RNA. RefSeq names its product polypeptide N-acetylgalactosaminyltransferase 2 (gene GALNT2). The record is from RefSeq and is a predicted model, not a curated record. Gene Ontology annotation, cellular component: Golgi apparatus. The transcript has 6 exons. Bases 733 to 1689 code for a protein of 318 amino acids. Gene Ontology annotation, molecular function: polypeptide N-acetylgalactosaminyltransferase activity. Lineage: Eukaryota; Metazoa; Chordata; Mammalia; Carnivora; Ursidae. Gene Ontology annotation, biological process: protein O-linked glycosylation.
GAUUCCAGAUGGCAGUUGACCAUGGGUCACUGAAACUGUGAAAAGCAAAGCCACAGACGAGGCAGGCGAUACGGUAUAGAGCCCAGCAUCCAUCACAGAAGGCAUUUAUGACCACUGCCUCCAGUGACACAUAUACUGCUUGUGAUAAGACUUUGCAUGAUCAUAAAAACCCUAUAUUAGGAACAGAUCACAAGUAUAUAAAUAGCAUCAUUUGACCGAUGGUGGAACUAAUUUUUUGUGUAAAAGCCUAUCACCUGGGGUUUGUCAUGUAUGUUAUUGGGCUGUGCUAAGUCUUAGGAAGACAAAGAUAUUUGCAACACUGUUCUCAUUACAAUAUCACCACAAAAAUCAGCUCCGUCAGCCCUGGAAGCAUCUGAAUAAUACCUUCCAUGGCCCAGUUAAUUGGAAAACUCUGCUGCUGUGUCACAGGAAAGUAGUUGUGGAAGUUCCACACUUGAGUGGCUUGAUAGAGGAGACUUCAAUUAUGUAAAGGCCUUUCUCAGAGGGCAGUAGUUCUAAGAAAGUUGUCUUGCCAGUCAUCCAGUUGACUUGGAAAAAGAAGUCCCGACAGAGCUCUGUCUUGGUGACCACAGGGCAGUAUUGAUCCUACCAGCCAGGUUUGCAAGGGGGCUGCAGCGCCGUGUGGGCUGUCGAUGCCGGGGCUGGACGAGGUGUUCUGGGGCUUUUUCUCGGAUACCCUGAUGCGCUUUUGAAAUCCCUUCCGCAGGCCUGAUGCGCUCACGGGUCCGGGGAGCCGACGCAGCCCAGGCCAAGGUCCUGACGUUCCUGGACAGCCACUGUGAGUGCAACGAGCACUGGCUGGAGCCCCUCCUGGAGCGGGUGGCCGAGGACAGGACUCGGGUUGUGUCCCCUAUCAUCGAUGUCAUUAAUAUGGACAACUUUCAGUACGUGGGCGCGUCCGCUGAUUUGAAAGGCGGUAGGUGCCGCUCCUGGUCCAGCCUGCCUUGCUCUGGCCGUCUGCAUGGCGGCUGCGGUGGCAGCCUGGAGAUCGUCCCCUGCAGCCGCGUGGGACACGUGUUCCGGAAGCAGCACCCCUACACUUUCCCGGGUGGCAGCGGCACGGUCUUUGCCCGCUUAGGGUUAGAAAUCCAGGGUGCGAGAAAUGCCGCCUGGCUGACACAGCCCCGCCUGUGGGAGGAGAGGUACGGGCCAGGGGAGCGGCCUUCCUCUGUUCCUGCUGCCAGAGAAUCACCGAGCAAGGGGGUGGGCGGCGGGAGCUGGGGGGCCUGCGGAAUUAAGCAGACGAUUCUCCCCUUGCUUUCCAGGGUCCCUGACCACCAAGAUAUAGCUUUUGGGGCCUUGCAGCAGGGAACCAACUGCCUGGACACUUUGGGACAUUUUGCUGAUGGUGUCGUUGGAGUCUAUGAGUGUCACAAUGCAGGGGGGAACCAGGAAUGGGCCUUGACGAAGGAGAAGUCAGUGAAGCACAUGGACUUGUGCCUGACAGUGGUGGACCGGGCACCCGGCUCUGUCAUAAAGCUGCAGGGCUGCCGAGAGAACGACACCAGACAGAAAUGGGAGCAGAUCGAGGGCAACUCCAAGCUGCGGCACGUGGGCAGCAACCUGUGCCUGGACAGCCGCACGGCCAAGAACGGGGGCCUGAGCGUGGAGGUGUGCGGCCCAGCCCUGUCCCAGCAGUGGAAGUUCACGCUCAACCUGCAGCAGUAGGAGACCCCGCGAGGCCACGCCGGCCCGGCCCCCACGCUGGUCGGCUGAGUUUGGUGAUCACGUUAUCGAUUAUGUUUCUUGAACCUUCUGCGAAACUAUAUACCUCAGUAUUCCAUCAUGGUCUGAACGUCGGAGAACUUGUGCGAGGCACGGGGCCUGGGUGGACAGCGAAGAGGCCAGGAAAGAGAACCGCGCUCCUCGUCCCACAGGAGGCGGCCAGGCCCCCUUUCCGAGGCCACGGCCGCCUGCGCCCCCAGCGACCCCUGGGACGGCCGAGUCGCGGCCCCAACGCGGACCAGUGGGGGGGCAGGAAGGGCGGAAGGGGUGUCGUUGCUAUGUCACCGCGAGGAGAACUCUCUGGAAAUCUCCAUUUUUGAUCCCAUCGAAAUCACGUCUGGUUUCCACAACACCAAACCCAGUCAUUUUGCAGGUUUACGUCGUAUUCCCCUGUCCCCGCUCCUCUGUUCCCAGCUGUCUUCCCAGCACAGACCCCCUCUUCCACGUGAUGUUCUUGCUCUAUUUGAAUAUGAACUUUUCUAUGGUGGGACACUAAAUAUAAAUAUAUAUAAAGAGAGAAUGUACGGUCAGUUCCCUAUGGUUUCUGUAGGUUGUCCUCAUCUUGUCAAUUCCCCACAAAGCAGUUAGUUCACGGCCGUAAGGAAGAGGGACGGGGCCCUUCGGGGCCGGGCCUCCAUUGCCCCCUGGACCCUGUCGGUGAGCAGGUGCUACGGGGGCUGCUGGGGGCUUCCCUGCGGCCAAGCCCCAGGAGGCGAGCGGCGCCAGGGUCCCCCGACUCCGGCCUCGGCCUGGGCCCCUCCGCUGGCUUCAGCUUGGGACUCGCUGCUAAGUGUCAGACCCACCUGCUGUGCCCUUGGUAUCUGGAAACCCGGAUGGGUGACUGACUUUGACAAACGUUACUUUGGGUAUUUUUUAAUUAUUUUUUUUUCUCUUAGGGAAAAAAACAAAAAACAAAAACCCAGCCUCACAGCUCUCAGUAGGCGAUGGUAGGAAAGCUGUCCUGGGCUGGCAUUGGGCGAAUAGUGAGUGUCCCGUGAGCUGGUCCCUGGGCUCUGGAAUCCGGCCUGCCCACACUGUCCCUCCCAGGCCCAGGUGCCCGCUUUUUGGUCAUGGGGCAUUGGGUCAAGAAUUAGGAGAGGUGGAAAUCAUCCAGUGCCCCAUCUGUUGACAUGGAGCAUUGCGGGCACGAAACAGGAGGCGUGUGCGUUAGGAAGCAGAUGUCAGUAUAACCACAAGCCAGUUAGGAAAUAGAAGUCGUGACAGGAAGAGAUGCCCAGGAAUGUCCCUGCAGAGCCCCCCUUGCCUUUGCAGUGGCCCCACGUGCUGUGCCACGGCAGCCCCCAGCCCCCUACAGAAUGGCCCCUCGGUCAUUCUCGUGGCCACGCCCUCCUUCCUUCUCCCCUCCGGAACACCUGCCGGGUCUCAGAGAGGCUGGCCCUUCCCAGGCCACCCACGGCUGCCGCGUGGUGGGACGUGCAUCAGAAAUGCACAUCCUCAGGCCCCUUCGGGGCGGGCCUGGGAGGUCACAGAGGGAGAAGUGGCCACUGAAGAUUCUGCUGGGUUGACAUUCUGGGAAGUGCCACUCUCUUCCCCGCCCCCCUUUUUUUCUAGGAAAGGGGACACUAUUGGUCUUUCUUCCUUCACUGCAAAAGACCCACAUGUGUUUGCUCCAGGUCACCAGGGUCAGGCAUAGAGGCGUGGCUAAGGGACUGUCCUCUGCCCCGCAACUAGAUGUCCCUUCUGUGGACAGGGAGGCCAUAGCUGGAUCACCUCAGCACACGUGUGUCUUCAGGGGCUGGUCUUGACUACAGGGAGGCCUCGGGGAGAGGGCCAGUUACCUGUGCAAGGCUGUUGAUUGCAGGUGGGGCAGGAACCAGACUCAGCCCGAGCCUCUGGGUCCCAUCUUAGACCCUGUCACCUGUGAGCCAUUGCCAGUGUUCGCAAAAAAUACCCCAUGGCUAGCAAACAGAUUUGGCUUUGAGGUAAAGCAAAUUCGAGUCAGGUCCUUGACGAAUCCUUCCCCCACACACCCCCAGCCCACCCAGUAUUCUCAUGGACCUUGUGGCAUCAGAACAGGCCCACCAGCCCCUUCUGGGGUCGUGCCGUCCCUGAGUGGCAGAGGUGGGGCUGGGAGGGCUCCCUGGAGGCGAGUUAUGUUUACAAGACAACAGCGUGCCAAGGUGACUUCCUGUGGUGGCAUUACUUCUAGUCAUCGGGCGACCCCACCCUCUCCUGUUUCUAUAAGUACACACUCUUUCCCGAGAGCCCUUUGAGCACAGCCUGGUGAAGGUAGUUGUCCUGUCUGUGGCGGUCUUUCCCACGUCGUCAUCAAAGCUAAAAUGAUGGUCUCUGUGAGUAUGUUUUGCAAAUUCAAAAUAUAGUUUGGUAAUUUUUUUUCCAGUUGAUUUUUAAGAAGAACUGCUGUACAGAGCUUGUACUUCUUCCAUUUUAUAGAUGGAAACCAUCCUUGAAAAUUGUUUAACUUAAAUAAAGAGAAGAUACUUUAUAGA